This is a messenger RNA of Diorhabda sublineata, 752 nucleotides long. RefSeq names its product troponin C (gene TpnC25D). Gene Ontology annotation, molecular function: enzyme regulator activity; calcium ion binding. The coding region runs from base 168 to 626 and encodes 152 amino acids. The record is from RefSeq and is a predicted model, not a curated record. Lineage: Eukaryota; Metazoa; Arthropoda; Insecta; Coleoptera; Chrysomelidae. The transcript is spliced from 4 exons.
UUUUGUAGUAGAUUAAAAACACGAAAUGCCGAAAAUACCUCGCAAUCAUUUUUCUAAAUUAAAUAACUGGGAAGAGUGGGAGAAAUAUAAAGUGCUUACAUUCUGUUGACGAUUGUAGUUUUCUAGCUGUCAUUAAAGUGACAUUUUUAAAAAAAAAAAAAAACACAAUGAGUGGAGACGAUGACCAGAAGAUGCUCAUCAUCCGUAAGGCCUUCACGAUGUUCGAUACGGGCAAAACCGGAUUCAUUGAAACAAUAAAAAUUGCUACAAUCCUCAACACGAUCGGUCAGUUAUUCGAUGAAGUGGCCCUCAACGAACUUAUAGCAAAAAAUGAUCCCGAUAGAACCGGACAAGUGAAUUUCGACGCCUUCUCCGAAAUCAUCCACCCGUUCCUUGAAGAAGAUUUAGAUGAAGCCGAAACACAGAACGAACUAAAAGAAGCCUUCAGAUUAUACGAUAGAGAAGGUAAUGGUUAUAUAACAACGGGAACUCUAAAAGAAAUUUUAGCUGCACUCGAUGAUAAUCUUACUAGCAGGGAUUUAGAUGGAAUUAUAGCGGAAAUCGAUACCGACGGUUCGGGAACGGUAGAUUUCGACGAAUUCAUGGAAAUGAUGACAGGAGAUUAAUUUAUCAAUAAACGAUAUUUCAAUUCUGGGACAUUCUUUAUAGUAUUGAUCAAAAUUCCAAUCACAGUAUACGUCUGCGGUUUAUGUAAACACAUUUACUAAUUAAACUGUUAUUUUUACAAUAAA